Messenger RNA from Oreochromis niloticus (Nile tilapia), 2329 nucleotides. RefSeq names its product ETS variant transcription factor 6 (gene etv6). Gene Ontology annotation, biological process: regulation of transcription by RNA polymerase II; cell differentiation. Gene Ontology annotation, cellular component: nucleus. Gene Ontology annotation, molecular function: DNA-binding transcription factor activity, RNA polymerase II-specific; sequence-specific DNA binding. The coding region runs from base 383 to 1810 and encodes 475 amino acids. Lineage: Eukaryota; Metazoa; Chordata; Actinopteri; Cichliformes; Cichlidae. The record is from RefSeq and is a predicted model, not a curated record. The transcript has 8 exons.
GAGAGAGAAAGAGAGAGAGUGAGAGAGAAAGCGAGAGAGAGAGGUGUCCGUCGAGCUCGCUCUCUCUCUUCGGUCUCGCUCUUCCAGGAAGGGAUUAUUAACCAGCGCGCUGCCGACAUGUGAAGGGAAAACACACGCAGACAAAAGAAGUUUUCACACCGACGACCACGCUAUGGACCCGGCCAGCAAAUAAAGGAAGGAGGAGGAAGGAAAAAAAGGAAAAGAAGCGGGCUACAUGAAAAAAACAACUUCUCCCACAAACACAAGCCGAGCAGUCGGGCUGCCGCUCGCGCUGCAGCUGUGCGGGUUUCUAUAAGAAAGGAAAGAAGAUAAAGAACAGCGCGCGACGGAAAAGUGGACGGAGAGAAGUUGACUGGAGAUAAUGUCUGAAUCCUCCUCCGCUGCGAACAAGCAGGAGAGGAGCUCUUUCAGUCCUUCCGCGAACCCGCUGCCAAACUCUACUUCCUCCCCCGUCCAUGCUCCCGCCGCGAGGCCAGCCAGCCGAAUGGAGGACGAGCCUGCCAGGCUGCCUGCGCACCUGCGUCUGCAGCCAGUCUUUUGGAGCAGGGACGACGUGGCCCAGUGGCUACGAUGGGCUGAGAAGGAGUUUGCCCUGCGCCCGAUCACCAGCGGUUCUUUCCAGAUGAAUGGCAAAGCCCUGCUGCUGCUGACCAAGGAGGACUUCCGCUACCGAUCCCCUCACUCUGGGGAUGUCCUGUACGAGCUGCUGCAACAUAUCCUGAAGCAGAGGAAGUCUCAUGUAUUUUAUCCGUCUGCUUACUUCCCUGGGAACUCCUUCCAUUCGCUGCCCGAAAGCGCUGUGCAGCACCUGAAGCUCGAAGAAACGGUACGACGGGGACCACGUGGUACAGAACCCAUCCCCCAGCAUCCACCAACCAUCGAACUGCGGCACCGCUCCCGCUCGCCGCACCACCCGGCCCCACGACGAUCUCCCACCGAGCCGAACCACCCUCGCCCCGCCAAUGAGGACUCCCUGCAAACCUUCUCCCAGCUGCCCGACAGCAAUCACCACCUGCCGGAGGAAAUGUACCCGUUGUCGGUGUCCCCGGCUGCACCCAACGGGCGCUGCGCUACACCCAGAGAAGCCCCCUGUCCAGGCAGCCCUGGGGGCCAGGAGGCAGGUCCUCCUCGCGUCAUCCAACUCAUGCCUAGCGCCAUUAUGAACCCUUUGCUCCUCAGUCCAAACAGGAGCGGCGGGGCUGCUGGCAUGGACUUCAGGCACAACCGCGGGGGACCCCUGUCUCAGGUGACGCUGGAGAACGGCCGUGAAGGGAAAGUCCACGGACACCAUCAUCAGCUAGCCCAGCAGCACCAACAGCAGCAGCAGCAGCAACAGCAGCAGUUACUGCAGCAGCAGCAGGAGGAGGCGCUCUACAGGAACCACGUCAUCAUGCCCGUGUCUCCUCCAGAGGAGCAGCAGAUGCCCAUCGGGCGGAUAGCAGACUGCAGGCUGCUGUGGGACUACGUCUACCAGCUCCUUUCAGACAGCAGGUACGAGAACUACAUCCGCUGGGAGGAUCCGGAGAACAAAGUCUUCCGCAUCAUGGACCCCAACGGCCUGGCCAGGCUCUGGGGGAAUCACAAGAACAGGACCAAUAUGACGUACGAGAAGAUGUCGCGAGCACUGAGACACUACUACAAACUGAACAUUAUCAGGAAAGAGCCUGGCCAAAGGCUUCUGUUCAGAUUCAUGAAAACCCCUGACGAGAUAAUGAACGGACAGACGGACAGGCUGGAGCACCUGGAGUCCGACACAGACGAACAAAUCUACAUCAAAGAGGAAUGCUGAGGAACUCUGGGAAAGCGAGUCCAUAAACUGCUUACUACUACUACUACUUCUACUAUUACUACUACUACAGCCGCUGAUGCCUUUCAGAAGCAGCUUGAAAAAUCAACAUUGAAAUUAAAGAGUGCACAGGUGUUCAGUGGUGUCAUUCCUACAGGUAGAGGCAUGAAAUGCAGUCUUUCCGAACAUGGCCUUAGGAUGAUAUUAACCUGGGGGAAAAAGAAAAAAAAAACAGCAUCGGGUGUUUUUGGAUCUUUCGGAUGGACUGAACUGAAAGGUCUCUCCUCUAAGUGUUUCCUUCUCUUUUCGAGCUGCAAAAGCCAAUCACUUUGUGCUUAUGUCACUUUUGUUUGAUCGUUUUUGUCUCCUCACAUGCAUUAUACAAAGGAAUUUUGCUGUUUCUAAAAAACAAAAAGAAAAAAAAGAAAGAAAGAAAGAAAUUUGUGUGUGUGUGUGUGUGUGUGAGUGUGUGUGUGUGUGUGACCGGAAUGUUUUCACCAUGGAAUAAACUUUUUGAUCAGA